Messenger RNA from Hibiscus syriacus, 1432 nucleotides. Its product is annotated as transcription factor MYB61-like. The record is from RefSeq and is a predicted model, not a curated record. The transcript has 3 exons. Gene Ontology annotation, biological process: regulation of stomatal movement. NCBI's taxonomy places the organism in Eukaryota, Viridiplantae, Streptophyta, Magnoliopsida, Malvales, Malvaceae. Bases 344 to 1225 code for a protein of 293 amino acids.
AGCAUCGUCUCUCAAAGACUUUUGAUGAGACACUUGCAACUCGAGUUAUUAACUCAGCUAUGAGAAAAAUAAUGUUUCACACCGGGUGUGGAAGGGAAGUAGGUCGAGAGAGAGAAACUAUGGACGCUUAUUGAAUGCGACUUUGCCUUCUUGAAACCCUCCCCUUAUAUAGUAAUUCUAACUCCCUUUCUCAGCUGCCACUUCAUUUUCCACCCUCACCAUACCAAAAACCCUCUGUUUUCUUUUCUUUCAAGACAUUGUUGAUUCCUGACAAUUUCACCUAGGAAUCAGUGAAGUUUGUGUUGCUGCUUCUUUAACUCAUUGUAAUUUGGUCGGUCUCGAAAUGGGGAGGCACUCGUGCUGUUACAAGCAGAAGCUGAGAAGGGGUCUUUGGUCCCCUGAAGAAGACGAAAAGCUCUUGGCGCAUAUUACCAAGUACGGCCAUGGUUGCUGGAGUUCCAUCCCUAAACAAGCUGGUCUGCAGAGGUGUGGAAAGAGUUGCAGAUUGAGGUGGAUUAAUUACUUGAGGCCUGAUUUAAAGAGGGGCACAUUCUCUCAGGAAGAAGAAGAUCUCAUAAUUGAGCUCCAUGCAGUUCUGGGGAAUCGGUGGUCCCAAAUAGCUGCACAAUUGCCUGGGAGAACCGACAACGAAAUCAAGAAUCUAUGGAAUUCUUGCUUGAAGAAGAAGCUUAAGCAGAGGGGUAUCGACCCUGUCACGCACAAGCCAUUAUCAGAGGUUGAAGAUGGCGAAGACGGCAACAAGAUUCAUCCCGCAUCGGAUGAACAGAACCUUAUUGGUUCCAACAGCAAUACUCAGCCGUCUGAUUCGGUGGGUCAUUUUGAAAUGCAGCCAUCUAACUCGAACCCGACUCACUGGUUCACCCAAACCAGCAAAGCUUUCGGUACCAACACCGAGUUUUCUUCAAACUCGAUGACGUCAACAACCCUUCUCCCACCAUUGACAAGCACAUUCCUCUCCGACAGUCCUUCAACGGCGGCAACCUACGAAUCCUGCUACGGGAACAGCGGGUUCUCUUGGGGAUUAAUGGAAAACCAGGAAGAAGAACCCAAAUUGAGUGAAUAUCUCAACAACCCUCUGUUAAUGGCGGAUGCUUUGCAGAAUCAAACGCCACAAUCUUUGUUCCACAUGGAGAUAAAAUCAGAACCAUGUUUCUUGAAUUCAUCGUCAUCGUCGAGCACUGUGUGGGGUCAUAGUCAGAACUAAGAGCAUCCUUUACAAAAUCCCGAUAUAUGUGGUAAGGAUAUCCAGAGACUCACGGCUGCUUUUGAACAUGUUUAGCUCUUGCAUCUAUCGGCCUGUUCUUUUUAUUGUUCUUGUUCUUUGUGUCUUUUACUCUGCCUUGUUGCAAUAUGACCAUAUUUGUACACUGAAAUGUUGGCACGAAAUCAGUGAUUCAGUAAGGAUUUGUCA